UUCAGGAUCCUGCAGGCUGGAAGUGGAUCGAGGUCUCUCCGUUUGGUUUCCAGUCGCGUCCUGUGCGCUGUAGGACGCACCGCGAUCAGCUGAGCAGCGUUUCCCUCUGAGAGGAGGACUCGCUGAGCUGGAUCAGUCUCUUUCUGUGUUUGGACAAUUCAGCUCAGUUCACCGCCGGAUCCGUUUUUACAUGUUUUUUCAAAGUGUCCUGCAUUGUUGGCUGAGAUGUUGGAGAUGCUCGAUGCGCAAGGAUGAACACAGACUGCACCAAACCUUCUGUUGCUCCAAAGCCAAGAUUUGUUUGUCACGCCAGCCUGAAGCAGCCCCCUCCUCUAAUGUCUGCAGCCAGGGGUCCUAAACCUUCUAUAGCCCCAAAACCUAAAGUCAUACUGGAGCUUAAUGGCAACCAGGGAAGCUGCAGUAAUGGCAGCUCACCGACUUCAGAUAACGAGGUCGAUGAAGAGCAGGAGACAGAGAACGGUCCAAACAAAGUGAUUAUAGACGCAUUUAACGCCUACAUCCUCAAAUCAUCACAAACCGAUUUACAGACUGCGUCACAGGGGUCGGAGGACGGAGAGGGGACAGAGGAGGAGAAAGAAGAAGAAGUGAUGCAGAAGAUGGAUGGAGACUGGAUAUUAACUGAUAGUGCUCGAACUGAGGACUCUCUGGAAAUACUUUGGGUGAGCGAUAUGAGGCUCACAGGUGACUCUGAGGAGGCGGUGGAGAUGAUCGACACCGACAUGACGGAGCACAUGGAUGCUGAAGGUUGUGAUGCCGGCGAGGCGCUGGCUGACACAGAUGGCCUCUCAGUGGGAGACUUCUCUGUUAACAGCAUUGAUGAGAAGGCAGGCUGCUGUUCUCCUGAAAAACAAGACACGGAGGAGAAGCAGGAAAACAACCCAACCAGUGAGGACGGAAGUACAGCAGAUGAUUUAACCGAGUCUCUCACAGAUGAGUCGGGUCUCCUCGUCAAAGAAAACACUGACACCCAACAUGUUUUUCUAACAGAAGAGGAAGAAAAAGAAACAGCCUCUGACUGUGGUUUCACUUGUAACAUCCUGAAGUUGAGGUGUGGCCAUAAGACGAAGGAAAGGGAUGAAAACCUGCAGAACAUUUGUUUUAAUAACGUUGUUCCUGAAGACCAAAAAAAGGUCUGUGAUGCCAUUAAGAAACAUGCUGAUUUAGUACGUGAUCCAGCUCAUGAGCCUUUUUACAUCUCUUCAGAGGACAUUAUUAACAGAGAGUUGAUGCCAAGGAGUGACAAAGCUUAUGGACUACUGGAGAGUGGACUCAAACAGACUUCUUCUAUAAACUGCAGUGGAGGAUCAUCUUGGAACUAUAAGGAAACAGCAGAAAAUGCACAAUGUGUGGCCUCUGUGGAUUUUGAAGGUACUGGUGAUGGUGAUGAGAACAAGGUAAGGACAUGUCAGAAAAGGAUGUCUGUGAAAACUGAAGAACUCAACAGUCACGCGGUGGAGGAUGUGUUGGAUCACUUGGACUGCCAGCCGAGGUUCAGGCUGGUCUCUAUCUCAGUGCCAAAGGACACCGACACUUCGCUGACCUCUUCUGUGUCAGAAAGCCAGCUGCUGUCCCCAAAUGACUCUGACGUCUUCAGAGACGAGGACGACCUGGAGGGUCACAUUGUGCCAUUUCUGGAUGACACCACUGAUACAGAGCAGGACAUCAGCGAUGAGCAUGUUUAUGAGGAGCCAGGUCACAGUUUGGAGGCUGAUGGUGUCUUUCCUUUCAACAGGAGAGCCACGGGGAUUCGAUCCGGCUCUGUGUCACAACGGAAUACGAAUCAUGUGGAGGAUUUGGGAGUGCAGUUCAUUCAGAAGCCCUACAUGAGUGGAUUUGGACAAUCUGCACUGUGCAGCAGCCCCAUGUUAAACUCAACACGGCACAAGAGCUACUCCAAACCUCACUAUUUGUCCCUGUAUCCUCGAUCCCUCUCCAUGGAGGGACACGACAUGCCUCUGGGUGUCUACAGGGAAGGAUCACCAAGACAGAGAGGUGCCUUCUGUUCGUCCGAAAGCUUCUCCAGGUGCUCGCCUCUGUCGUCCAGUGCUGUAUCCACCCCUACAUCUGUAGUGGAUAUCCCUCCUCCAUUUGAGCUUGCCUACAUCACCCAGCGGCCCAUUACAAAGAGUUCACCCUCACUUCUCAUUGAGGGAGACUCGUCAGAGAAAAACAGGAAAAAGAAAUCCUCCAUCAAGCGCUUCCUGAUGCUUAAAUUUAAGUGGAAAACAGAAAACAAGCAGGUGGUAGAUGUCAACCCAUCCUCCUCUAAAUCGCCAGAAGAAUCCAGCCACCACACACCCAGCAGACUGCUGGACUUAGAUCGACACAGCAUCAGUAGUUUACCACAGCUCAGCUCACUCUCAGCCAGCAAACCUCAAGGUUCACCUGAUCCGGCCUCCCCCUUCUUGUUGUAUAAGGAGAGCAAAAGGAAAGGGAACGCCGUGGCCUUCCUCAAUCGCAGCGUCGUCCGGGUGGAGUCAUUCGAGGAUCGCUCUCGUGUGCCUUUCACACCUCUUCCCCUGACCAAGCCUCGCUCCAUCUCCUUCCCCAACACAGAUACCUCCGACUAUGAGAAUGUUCCUCCCAUCAGCUCCGACUACGAGAACCUUCAGGUGCCACAGCGGAGGCCUGUUCGGCAGGCACCGUUCACAGGCUUCUUUGACCGUCCCAGCCGAGUGCUGUCCUCUGCCAAUGAGACGGACGGUUAUGUGGACAUGAGCAGCCUUCCUGGAUUUGAAAAGAAAACUCAGUCACCUGAACAGGAAACAGAAAGUGCCUACACAGAAGCCUACAACGUGUGUUUGAUGGCUGUUGGUCCACGAACAGGUUCAGUGGGUGAUGGUGGGAGAGAGAUGGUGGGUGAGGAAGACCUAGGACGCACCUCUGAGGAGGAAGAUGGAGGGACGGACAACAGUUAUGACAGACAGCCUGACGGUCGAUCCAGAGCUUUUUACAUCGUGAAAGAACUGGUAGACACGGAGAGACUACAUGUAAAGGCCCUGAAGCUGCUCCAGGAAGACUUUCGGGAAGCAGUGGGGUCGACGGUUGGGGAUGAAGGGGAGCCUGUGUUGGAUGAUGAGAGACUUCGAGAGAUUCUCAAUGAGCUGCCAGAUGUUUACAGCCUGCAUCGCACGAUACUGGCUGAGCUGGAGAAUCGAAUCCGAUACUGGGGGGAGAGACAGAGGAUUGCAGAUAUAUUCCUGUCAAGGAAGGCAGAGUUCCUGGUUUUUACCACUUACAUCGGACACUAUGAUCGAAGCAUGAGUUUACUGGAGGACAGCUGCCGAACUUCGUCUGCCUUUGCAGCCAUCGUUCAACAGUUUGAGGAGCAGAGUCUGGCAGGGGAAAAGGUUUCUGUUAAACACCAGCUCCUGCAGGUCAUCGUGCGUGUUGCUCAGUAUCGCAUGCUCCUCACCGAUUAUCUGAACAACCUCUCCCCUGAUUCCCAGGAAUAUGAAGACACCCAAGCUGCUGUAGCGAUCGUAUCCGACAUCGCAGACCAAGUAAAUGACAGCUUAAAGCAUGGGGAGAACUUGUUGCGUCUGGUCAACAUAGAGUACAGUGUUCGUGGCCAGCGGGACCUGCUUCAGCCUGGCAGGGUUUUUGUGAAGGAGGGCACCCUGAUGAAGGUCAGCAGAAAGAGUCGACAGCCCCGCCAUCUGUUUUUGAUGAAUGAUGUGCUGCUGUACACCUACCCUCAGCAGGAUGGGAAGUACAGACUGAAGAACACUUUGUCACUCACUGGGAUGAAGGUCACUAAACCCGUUAUGGAAAAUGCCCAAAACGUACUGAAGAUAGAGGGAACAGACAUCUCCAUCACUUUGUCUGCAAGUUCCUUCCUUGAAAGAGAAGACUGGUUUUACACUCUUAAUCGUGCUGUGACUGAACAUACAAGAGGCUCUUCAGCGUUCAGCUGCUCAGGAGAGGCCAGAGAUGGUCUCCGGCUGUCUCUUGGAGAAAAAGCUCCCACUCUUGUUCCCGUCUCACAAGUGAUGAUGUGCAUGAACUGCACCUCAGAUUUCAGCCUCACUCUUCGCAGACACCACUGUCAUGGCUGCGGAAGAAUUGUUUGUCGGAGCUGCUCCAGGAACAGAUAUCCACUGAAAUACAUGAAAGACCGCAUGGCUAAAGUGUGUGAUCACUGUUACAGCGAGUUAAAGAAGAGAGGAGGAGAUGUGUCUGCACUGUCAGCCAAGGGUAGCCCUCGGGUGAGCCGCUCCAGUCGUCCUCUCUCUACUGUGUUCCAAAACAUUCAUCCUCCAAAUAUUUGGAGACAUCGGAAAGGCGCCCUCUCCUUCAACCAGGUGACGGUGUCAGAGGAAGGCUCCAUUAGUGGCAGUCUACAGCGGAGCAAGAAGAGCAAAAGGAACUGGAAGAAACUGUGGUUCCUUCUAAAAGACAAGGUGCUUUACACCUACCGAGCCGAAGAGGAGAAGGUAGCAUCAGAGAGUUUACCUCUGUUGGGUUUCACAGUGAAGCUUCCAGACAGGCCAGAGAGAGACGAGGAGGCCAGUGUCUUCCAGCUUUACCACAAAAACACUUUGUAUUACACUUUUAAAGCUGAGGAUAACUACACAGCCCAGAGGUGGGUAGACGCCAUGGAGGAAGCCACAGUUUUAUAGAACCAGCCACACUGGAGGGUUUCUAAAACAGAAGUCUGCUGCCUUUCUCCUGCUACAAACUUGCGUCCUUAAAAAUGACUGAUUGUGAAACCAAAAAGGAACGAUAGGGAACAGACACCACCUUAUCAUGUCUGCAAGUGUGGAACUGGCCUUGCUAGACAGGAGAAAAGAAGACGCUGUGUUCUUUGAGAGGGGACACAUUCACCUACUUCUUCAACCUCCAGUGUCCCCUGCCUGCUGCUGAAGCAGGUGUGAUGCUGAGAGCCACGAGAGGCGUUGGCCCAGAUACCUGCCAGAGUGGAACAGUACAUUGAUGCCACCUGUAAUUUCCCCCAGCAGUUGAUCAGCAUCACUCCUCCGAACCACAUGAAACAUUGUGGAUUAUUUUUACACUCUGGAAAAGAAAAAUAUUCUAUAAUUGAACCUUUAUUUUGGAGAGGUCAAAUAUUUUAAGACAGCAUAAAUAACUCAUUUAAAAAUAACUGAACAAAGCUACGCUUGCACACACAUUUACUGUAAUUUACAUGGAAGCUGAAAAAAUAGUAACACAUUUCAGCCUCACUGAGAGAUGCCUAAAUGUGGAAUGGCCUCAUCUUUAGUUAAAAAUGAAUUAGUUACGCCUUCAUUCAUCAUGUGUUCUUGCACUGGAUUUGAAGCAUCCUUAUGACUAAUACUUUAAAGCGCAGGCUGUAUCGAAGAAUGAGUAAUUUUAUACAUGUAAUAGUGCCAUGUAUUGUAUUGUUGGAAAUGAUAUUGCCAGUGAAUCAGUAGUUAUUGUGCUUUUUGAACUGAACAUGAAUAUGAAUAUGAGUGUACCUCCAGCAAAGAUUUCCAAAAUGUGGACAGGAACAUGCUUAGUAUUUUAAAUUCCUAUAAUAAAUAUACUGUAAUUUAGAAUUUGUAUAAAGACUCCUUAUCCACUGUGCAAAGAUAUGUUGACAUAGAAUGAGACAUGAAUCAUUGAUUGCACUGAUCUACUUAAUCAGUGUCUUGGAGUUUGUACUGUACUUAAUGAUUUAUGUAGUUUAUUUACAACACUGGAACUUUAAAAGAAGUAAAGGAGGUUAUAAUGAUGGGAACACUGUCUGUGUUUUCCCUUUUUUUCUCCUCAUGUCCUCUAGAUGGCAGGUGGACUAAACAUUAAAUGCUUCCUUGUAGAUUGAUCUCAGCACAUACAUUAAAAAUGGAAGACCAGUAUUUUGCUGUACUCUUUGCAAUCCACUUGUAGCAUCUAUAUGAAAAUAGUGUGUGUGGGCUGACAUGUGGAUCAUGUGUGGCCUGAUCUGAUGAAACUGACAAAUGACGAAUGUUUCAGAUCGUACUCCGAUCUGCUCGGGAAGACACCGGGGACGGAGUGAUACACAGACCAGUCAGCUGUGCGGCCAAAGAAAGGCCAGGCCUGCUCUGCUUCUCAUCUCCCCCUGAGGCUUCCUGACCCAGAAUUAUAUCAGGCAGAAAGUUUGCUUUCUGGGGCUCCUGAAAAGUUGCAGACACCUCGUCCUACAUAGAGGACAGAUCAUUCAUCACUCUGUUCUCCCUCUUUAGCCCCAGUUCUGUUUUCUCCCUCCUCUUGUGCUUUCAUCACAUAUCUCAUUUGGGUUUUCUUGGCCCAUGUUGCUAAUGGUUAAAACACAAUACACUUACUACUUACAGACACUUUUUCUAAGUAUUUGUCAUCCCACACUCAAUGCACCUGUUCCCUCUCACUGAAUCCUUGUAAUGGAAAAAUGUAUCUUUUUUGUCUGUCAGCACAUUUUGUAAAUGCAGUCAAAAGUAUAGUAGAUUUCUUUUACAAAUAACUAAAACUGAGUAGCUGCCAAAUGUCAGGAGUAAACCAGCCACUGAUACACGUUUA
Amphiprion ocellaris (clown anemonefish) is the source of this 6498-nucleotide messenger RNA. Its product is annotated as FYVE, RhoGEF and PH domain-containing protein 5-like. The transcript is spliced from 21 exons. Gene Ontology annotation, molecular function: guanyl-nucleotide exchange factor activity; metal ion binding. Gene Ontology annotation, cellular component: cytoplasm. The coding region runs from base 252 to 4643 and encodes 1463 amino acids. The record is from RefSeq and is a predicted model, not a curated record. Lineage: Eukaryota; Metazoa; Chordata; Actinopteri; Pomacentridae.